Molecule: messenger RNA, 1341 nt
Organism: Otolemur garnettii (small-eared galago)
Lineage: Eukaryota; Metazoa; Chordata; Mammalia; Primates; Galagidae
Product: heparan sulfate glucosamine 3-O-sulfotransferase 1
Exons: 1
Coding region: 104-1042 (312 amino acids)
Molecular function (GO): [heparan sulfate]-glucosamine 3-sulfotransferase activity
Source: RefSeq, a predicted model, not a curated record
AACUGGCAGCCUGCAGCACCCAUGCGUCACUGACCAGAGGCGGCCCACUGCAGCUUCAUGACCCAGCAGCGCGUGGCCCAGUGAAGCCACCGUGGUGUCGGGCAUGGCCGCGCUGCUCCUGGGCGCGGUGCUGCUGGUGGCCCAGCCCCAGCUGGCGCCUUCCCGCCCCGCCGCCACCCCCGGGGCUGAGCCGGACCAGCCCGAGGUCGCUCAGAAAACCGGGACCCUCCAGGAGGACAGCCGGGGCAGCGGAGCCCGCAACGGCUCGGUGCAGCAGCUGCCCCAGACCAUCAUCAUCGGCGUGCGCAAGGGCGGCACGCGCGCGCUGCUGGAGAUGCUGAGCCUGCACCCCGGCGUGGCGGCCGCCGAGAACGAGGUGCACUUCUUUGACUGGGAGGAGCACUACAGCCAGGGCCUGGGCUGGUACCUCAGCCAGAUGCCCUUCUCGUCCCCGCGCCAGCUCACGGUGGAGAAGACCCCCGCGUACUUCACGUCGCCCAAAGUGCCUGAGCGGGUGCACAGCAUGAACCCGGCCGUCCGCCUGCUGCUCAUCCUGCGCGACCCGUCGGAGCGCGUCCUGUCCGACUACACGCAGGUGCUCUACAACCACGUGCAGAAGCGCAAGCCCUACCCGGCCAUCGAGCAGUUCCUGCUGCGCGGCGGCCGCCUUAACGCCGACUACAAGGCGCUGAACCGCAGCCUGUACCACGAGCACCUGCGCCGCUGGCUGCACUUCUUCCCGCUGCGACGCAUCCACAUCGUGGACGGAGACCGCCUCAUCAGGGACCCCUUCCCCGAGAUCCAGAAGGUCGAGCGGUUCCUGAAGCUGUCCCCGCAGAUCAACGCCUCCAAUUUCUACUUUAACAAAACCAAGGGCUUCUACUGCCUGCGGGACAGCGGCCGGGACCGCUGCUUGCACGAGUCCAAAGGCCGGGCACACCCCCACGUCGACCCCAAACUGCUCAACAAACUGCACGAAUAUUUCCACGAGCCAAAUAAGAAAUUCUUCGAGCUUGUCGGCAGGACAUUUGACUGGCACUGAUUGGCAAUAAACUAGGCCCGGAGACGUUGCUAUUGUUCUAAGUAAGUUCUGCUGUACAGCUGGGGGAGGGCGGGAAAAGGAUUUUCAAAAGGCGUUUAAGCUAUAAUUUAUUUGUAAAAUCCAUAAACUACUUCUGUACAGUAUUAGAUUCACAAUUGCCAUAUAUACUAGUUAUAUUUUUCUACUUGUUAAAUGGAGGGCAUUUUGUAUCGUUUUUCAUGGUUGUUAACGUGUAAUAUGUCUCUAUACAAAGGAACUAAAAUAUUUCACUGCAACCAAAAAAAGAAAAAAAGAUUUUU